ACUGGUCUCUUCAAGGGAAAGUCCUUGCUUUCAUUUUAUCCUUUCCAUUCCCCCUGUUCUCUUGGGAGCUGGUUUCAUUUGCAGCUGUGCAGUGUGUGCCUGUUUCUUUUCCAAGUGCUCAUGUGUUUGAUGUGCUCCUGAGUGGCAGUGCUGGAGAAGCAGAACUGCUCUGCGGAGACUGGGAAGGGCUUUCCAGCGUCGGGGACCCAAGAACAAGGAAUUCCUGGUGGAAUGUUCUCACUUGUGUUGAAUUGCUUUAAACUUUGUGUGUCUGUCCCGAGGAUGGGGGAGAAGUGUUAUGGUUUAUUUCUGCUCUGCACUAAAAACCAAAACACUUUAUGAACUAUAUCCAUUGCAGCAAAGAAUAUACUGUGGAUAUUAAUAGCAUUUAGUUAAAACCUCAAGUAAAUGCAGUGGAACCAAAUAUUUGAAUAUCAGGUUAGUAUUUUAGUGGGACAUGAGGCAGAUCCCUCUCUUGUGAGCAGUGUUGUAGGAUCUUUAACUCCCACAUGUGGUCAUGGUGUCAGGCCUGAGCCAGGCAGUGCUGGUACAAGGCAGAGCUGUCUGGGGUGAUGUGCCAUCUCCUGACUCACCUGGGGUCUUUUCCUUCAGGAGCAGGGUUUUCCUUGGGUCUCCCAUCCCAGCACUAAGCCUGACCUUGUUUUGCUUGAGUCUGAGAGAACAGCUGAUGUCACAGCUGCAAUACAACAGAGUAAAAAUCACUUCUGAAAUGCUGUUAGCAGUGUAACUGCAAUUGGAACAAGAGGUCUUGUUUACUUCCUGCAAAAUGUAAAACUUGUUUUUCUUGUUCACAUCUGUCUUCACAUCGGUAAUUGGAAUUUUACUGCAUAAAGAUUGAAUAUUAUGUUUGGUCUUGUUUACAGAUCUUAGAGCAGAAACUUUUUGCCCAUACUUCAGUUACUUUUAACUUCCUUUCGUCCUGUUCUGUGGUGGUACAGAUUUCAUUUUCAAAUAUGUGUUAUAUGCCAAAGUCAUCUUGGAUUCUAUGGGCUUAAGUUUUUUGUGGUCUUCUCACAGACACAGUACAGUAAUGUAGGGUAUGAACAAAACCAUUAACCAGAGAUCAAGGCUUACAUGUCAGUAAACUUACAGAUGCUUUUAGACAUCAGCCACUUCUGAAAUUCACUUGUCUUCAGUAUGAAAGUAGCUUUUUGUGGAAGGAGUAUGUAUAGGAAACACUGCUGUAUUUUUAUCUGCAAUAAUAUAUGUAGGCUCUGGGUACCUCUUGAAUCUGUUAUGUGAUAAAAGCCUUGUAAGAUUGAGAUCUCUAAUGUUUUUUAGAUCAACAUGAUGCAUAAGUUUAAAACUGCAUCUGUUUAAAGGGAUUUAUGACUAAAACUGCUUGUUUUUCUACAGAAUUGUCUGGUGUUUCUCAGCUUGAAGAAGAUCUGCAGUCAUUAUUGAUCCUCUUUCUUGGCGUUACCGUUUUUGAAGUGAAGUUUGCCUAGCUUUCUAGUGUGAGCUCUCUUUGCAGCCAUCUUAAAAAAAAAACUAUAAAAAACUAUAUUAAAAAAAAGGAAUUUUUUUUGAUCCAUAAAGUAGACACGCUCUAGUUCUACAAUGUCCAAGUCAUUCCAGCAGUCAUCUCUGAGUAGGGAUUCACAAGGUCAUGGGCGUGACCUCUCUGCAGGAAUAGGCCUUCUUGCUGCUGCUACCCAGUCUUUAAAUAUGCCAGCAUCUCUUGGAAGGAUGAACCAGGGUACUGCACGCCUUGCUAGCUUAAUGAAUCUUGGAAUGAGUUCUUCAUUGAACCAACAAGGAUCUCAUAGUGCACUGUCUUCUGGUAGUACCUCUUCCCAUAAUUUGCAGUCUAUAUUUAACAUUGGAAGUAGAGGUCCGCUCCCUUUGUCUUCUCAGCACCGUGGAGAUGCAGACCAGGCCACUAACAUUUUGGCCAGCUUUGGUCUGUCUGCUAGAGACUUAGAUGAACUGAGUCGCUAUCCCGAGGACAAGAUCACUCCUGAAAACUUGCCUCAGAUCCUUCUACAACUUAAAAGGAGGAGAGCUGAAGAAGGUUAUGGUAGAGAUGGCAGAUCAUCCACACGGGAACCACCGUACAGAGUACCUAGGGAUGAUUGGGAAGAAAAAAGGCAUUUUAGAAGAGAUAGCUUUGAUGAUCGUGGUCCUAGUCUCAACCCAGUGGUUGACUAUGACCAUGGAAGUCGUUCUCAAGAAUCUGGUUAUUAUGACAGAAUGGAUUAUGAAGAUGACAGAUUGAGAGAUGGAGAAAGGUGUAGGGAUGAAUCUUUUUAUGGUGAGACUUCGCAUAACUAUCAUAAAUUUGACAGUGAGUAUGACAGAAUGGGUCGUGGUCCUGGUCCCGAGAGAUCUCUCUUUGAGAAAAAGAGAGGUGCUCCUCCAAAUAGCAAUAUUGAAGACUUCCAUGGAUUCUUACCGAAGGGUUAUCCCCAUCUGUGCUCUAUAUGUGAUAUGCCAGUUCAUUCUAAUAAGGAGUGGAACCACCACAUCAAUGGAGCGACUCACAGCCGCCGCUGUCAGCUGCUGCUCGAAAUAUACCCUGAAUGGAAUCCUGACAGUGAUUCAGGACAUGGAAUGGGUGAUCCCUUUAUGUUGCAGCAAUCCACAAACCCUGCCCCAGGAAUUCUGGGACCACCCCCACCUCCAUUCCACCUUGGAGGACCCCCUGUUGGGCCCAGAGGAGCUGGCAAUGGCAAUAUGCAAGGACCGAGGCACAUGCAGAAGGGCAGAGUGGAAACAAGCAGAGUUGUGCACAUCAUGGAUUUCCAGAGGGGAAAGAACUUGAGAUAUCAGCUGCUCCAGCUCGUGGAACCCUUUGGGAUAAUUACAAAUCACCUGAUUCUAAACAAAAUCAAUGAGGCAUUUAUCGAAAUGUCGACCACCGAAGACGCCCAGGCUGCAGUUGAAUACUAUUCAACAACACCUGCCCUGGUGUUUGGUAAACCAGUCAGAGUCCACUUGUCACAGAAAUACAAGAGAAUAAAGAAACCUGAGGGUAAACCUGACCAAAAGACUGAGCCCCCCAAACCAGAGCUCGGCCGUGUGAUUCACCUGAGCAACCUGCCACACUCGGGGUACUCUGACAACGCCGUGCUCAAACUGGCUGAGCCCUACGGGAAGAUCAAGAACUACAUCCUCAUGAGGAUGAAAAGCCAGGCUUUCAUUGAGAUGGAGACCAGAGAAGAUGCUUUGGCCAUGGUGGAGCAUUGUGCCAACAAAGCACUUUGGUUCCAAGGCAGAUGUGUGAAAGUGGAUUUAUCUGAGAAAUACAAGAAGCUGGUGUUAAGGAUUCCCAACAAAGGAGUUGAGCUGCUGAAAAAGGAUAAAACCAGAAAGAGAACGUAUUCUCCAGACAGCAAAGAUUCUCCCAGUGAUAAGAAGUCUAAAACAGAAGCUGCUCAGAAACCUGAAAGUGGCACUACAGAAGAAAAAGUGAAAGAGGAGAAACAAGAGGAUCCUGCUGAGCCCUCAGGUGCCAAAAGUGGGGAACAGGCAGAGCAAGACGAGCCCAGUUUACUCCUGGAAUCCGAAGAUGAGCUGCUGGUGGAUGAGGAGGAGGCAGCAGCACUGUUAGAAAGUGGCAGCUCAGCAGGAGAGGAUGCAGAUGUUGCCAAUUUAGCUGAUGUGGCUACUGAAGAAAAAAAGGACACCCCUGAUGAUGUCACAGUAAAAACUGAGGGGGGGAACGUUGUGGCCACUCCAGCAGCCAAGAAAAAGCUUAAAAAGCGCUACGUGGGCGGCUUCCCACGGAGCAUGGAGGGCUUUGUGACCCUGGACGAGGUGGGGGACGAGGAGGACUCCGAUCACCAGAAACUCCGCAAGUCAGGCCUGGCAGGGAAGGCAGGAGGCAAGAACGAGGACAGUUUGGCAGAGAUCAAGGUGGACAAGAUCGAGGAGCCAGAGCAGGAGAACGAGAUGUUAGAGAACGGAACGAAAACCGAAGUCACCAUGAAGACUGAACCUGUUGAAGCUGCAGAUGCCACAACAGCACAGGAUGCUGAGAAAAACGCCCAGGAAAACACAGACCCCCAGGAUGAGCAGGAAACCAAGAACGUCCAAGAGAAACCUCUAGUUCCAGAUGAAUUUAGGAUUGGGCCGUACCAGCCAAACGUUCCUGUUGAAAAUUCUGGAUAAAAUGGCAGAAGACUACAGGCAAAAGAAAGAAGCUUAAAAAGAAGGAAGGAUGUAAGGAAAAUGUGGCUUUGUUUUUAAUGUUAAUCUUUUUUAAAGCAGUACAAGUAGUAGAUGAAAUACUGUAUUCUUUUUUGUUUUAGUGAGAUACAGUAGGCAUUAUAGGUCUGUUCAUGUGUUAAAUGUUGUAGGAAAAAGCAUAUGCAGUUAAGUUAAUGACAACAAUUUGUUCUUAAUGUGAGAAUGGCAACAAGUUUUUGUUUUGACACUUCAAGCUAUUACAGAAAAAAAAAUCCUGCACUCUCGUGGAAAGCUCAUCUAUGAGAAGAAAACCUUGUUCAAAUGAGAUUUACUACUUUCAAGCUUCAGAAAUUGUCUUUCAACUCCAUUCUGAAUAAAAAAUGAAAAGUAACACUGUAUUUUUAUUUUAUCUAGAACAUUCCAUAUUUUGGUCUGAGCCUAGCAGCUAUUUAAUUUUGAGAGUAAGGCUGUCAUUGCAUUUCACUUUGGAAAAGUCUUUAAAUGUAAGUUGCAUUUUUAAAUGUUGAAUUGCAAUUUCUUUUAAUGUCACUGCUGUUAUCUAUAGCAAAUAGGGAAAAUUAGUGAUUAGCCAGCUUUACAACUUUGUGACUUUUUUUCCUAAGCUCUUGCUAGACUUUCCUAUUCAGCUAUUCUGUGUAUUUUUAGUGAGAAGUAAAUGCCCAUUCUCUCCAACCAGUAUUAUUUCCUUGAGCUCUUCCUGCUUUUACUUGAAUCUCGUUGCUGUUGUACAUCUCUGGUUUCUCAAAAGCAGCAUUGGAGUCCCAAAGUGGACAAAGGUAUCUUUAUAUUCUCCAUGUGGAAUUUUUCAUACCCGCAUUUUAACACUGUUUUCUGUUAAAAUCUGGUUUUGUCAAGACUCUUUAGAACUGUGCUCUUAAUGUACCUGCACAUGUGAGAUGUGAACAGGAAUUUGCAUGUGUAACCUGUGUUUAUCUGUAGUUUUUGUUAUUUACUGCUUAUUUGUGACUUCAGGUUACUAAAGUGAUUCCCAAUAAACCAAGCUAGGCCACAGUGGUUUGUUAUA
Lepidothrix coronata (blue-crowned manakin) is the source of this 5197-nucleotide messenger RNA. It is a transcript of the gene MATR3, whose product is annotated as matrin 3. The record is from RefSeq and is a predicted model, not a curated record. NCBI's taxonomy places the organism in Eukaryota, Metazoa, Chordata, Aves, Passeriformes, Pipridae. Bases 1582 to 4134 code for a protein of 850 amino acids. Gene Ontology annotation, molecular function: RNA binding; zinc ion binding. Gene Ontology annotation, cellular component: nucleus. The transcript has 13 exons.